UGGAUGGAUAAAUUUGUUACUGACCAUCCCAAUGAGCAAUUCCUCAUCGUUGCAAUCAGGGAGUGACUGGGAUUUAGAUUCAGCCCGCCGAGUUUUUGCUUCAAUCCAAUUCGAAUAUCAAUCCUUUGUUUUCUUCUUCCUCGUUGUUCCCAACAUUACAUAAACCUUCUUCAUCCAUUCUUCGCUCUUUCAAAACCCUAAAACAUACAGACAUCCAUGGCCGCUCCUACCAAGGACCAAGCCCUCUCUCUUCUCGCUACGGCCAACAACCACGGCGACCUUGCCGUUAAAACCUCGUCGCUCAAACAAGCAAAGGACCUUCUUCUCUCCAUCGACCCCUCUCUCGCCGCCGACCUCUUCCCUUACUUGCUUGGGCUUCAGUCUUCUCCCGAAAGCCUCGUUCGCAAAUUGCUCAUUCAGAUAAUCGAGGAGAUUGGUUUUAGAGCAGUUGAGCACUCUCCUACGCUGAUAUCUGUACUAUUAACAUUUUUACGAGACAGUGAUGUAAUUGUUGUAAAGCAGUCUAUUGUUAGUGGCACAAAUAUCUUUGGUAGUGUUUUUGAGGAGUUGAUUGUGCAGUUUCAACAAAAUGGUAAAGUUGAGAGGUGGCUAGAAGAUACUUGGAUCUCAAUGCUUAAGUUUAAGGAUGCUGUUUUUGGGAUUGCUGUGGAGCCUGGUUCUGUUGGAAUAAAGUUGCUGGCACUGAAAUUCCUUGAAAUGUUUGUAUUACUAUUUGCAUCUGACAUCAGUGAUUCUGAGAAAUUAGCCACAAAAGGAGGUAGACAAGCUUUUAAUGUGUUGUGGUUGGUUGGUGGUCAUCCUCACCCUGUUCUUGAUCCAGUGGUGCUCAUGUCAGAAGGAAAUAGGACUCUUGGCAUUCUAUUAAAUUUAUUGCAGUCUGUUGGCACUCUUCCUGGUUGCUUGACUAUUACUGUUGUAAAUUGUUUAGCAGCCAUUGCAAGAAAAAGGCCACAGCACUAUGAUACUAUUCUUUUAGCAUUGCAUGAAUUUGAUCCAAAUGUUCAAACAGCGAAGGGAUGUCACGUUGCUAGUAUUCAGUACUCCUUAAGAACAGCUUUUCUGGGAUUUCUUAGGUGCACUUAUUCACCAAUACUAGAGUCAAGAGAAAGACUAACAAGGAGCCUGCGAGCUAUGAAUGCAGGGGAUGCUGCAGAUCAGGUGCUUAGGCAAGUUGACAAAAUGAUUAAAAAUGGUGAUCGUCCUACUCGUGAUGCACGAGUUAACAAGGAUGAACAACCAUCAAUUCAGUCAUCUGUUUCAGGGGAAUUAUCUAGAAAAAGACCUGUUCCUCUAGAUAAUGAACAAAUGACCAAUGGUCAUGAAACCAUAUCUAAACGGAUUCGUUCUGGUGCUGACUCUCAGUCUACUUUACCAGCUAAAAUAAAUGAUCCUGGACAAGAUCCUAACUCUGUUAAUGGAGUAUCACCUAAUGUUCCUUUGCUAGAUAGUGAAAUGACUGCUGUAGAGCAAAUGAUUGCUAUAAUUGGUGCUUUACUUGCUGAAGGAGAGAGAGGUGCCGAAUCUCUUGAGAUCCUCAUUUCAAAGAUUCAUCCUGAUCUACUGGCUGAUAUUGUCAUAACUAAUAUGAAGCAUUUGCCUAAGACUCCCCCACCACUGUCAAGGAUUGGGAAUUUACCAGCAACACGACAAUUAAACUCCCAAGUCAGUCAAUCACAUGUUAUAGCAACUUCUGUUCCAAUAAAUUCUGUCCAAUCCGUGUCUGGUACUGGCCAAGCUGUGUUGCCUUCAACUACGGCCACUGUUAUUGGCACUAGUUCAUUGCCGUCUGACACUUCUAUCUUCAGUAACCUGCCUGCUGAUUCUAAACGUGAUCCUCGGCGGGAUCCCCGUCGCCUUGAUCCCCGGCGUGUUGUGGUAGCUCCUGGAGGAGCAACUGUAUCAGUUACAGAUGAUAAUGGGGCCACAAAAAUUGAGUUUGAUGAACCUGUUUCUUCAAUUAAACCUGUUUCACUUCCUGUCGUUACUGCUGAUGACAAUACUCCAUCAGAUUUAACAGUCAAAAUAAAAAAUGAUGAUAUGAUCUCUAAAGGUGCAGCUGAUCAGGUAACUCCUAAAACAGAGGUUCAGGAAAGGCCUGGAGAUAUUCAUCAGAUUGCAGAAGCAGAUACUUCCUUUGGUCCUUCAGUCUCAUCCACUGAUUUAAGAGAGGAGGAUCCGAGUUCAGUGAAUAUGUCAGAUGAAAUUGAAGCAAUUGGUACAGAUUCAUCAUCUAUUUCAGAGUUUGAUCAGUUUUCUCUUGAUGUUCAAGUUGAACCCACAUUGGAAGAUACCUGUCUGGAGUUACCACAGCUUCCACCUUAUGUUGAACUAUCCAAAGAACAGCGACGUAUAGUGAAAAACAUGGCUGUUAGGCACAUAAUCAAUUCAUACAAACAUUUACAUGGAACAUAUUGUCAGCAGUUUUGGAUGCCACUACUUGCUCGACUAGUUGCUCAGAUUGACGAUGACGAAGAGUUUAUUAUGAUGCUGCAAAAACACAUCUUGGAAGACCACUGGAUAAAGGGACAUGAACUUGUACUGCAUGUUUUGUACCAUCUGCACUCCCUGAUGAUAUUCGAUUCAGUUGAAAAUGCUUCAUCUUCUGCUGUUUUAUAUGAAAAAUUUCUCUUGGGAGUGGCCAAAACUUUAUUGGACUCUUUUCCAGCUUCAGACAAGUCUUUUAGUAGACUUCUUGGUGAAGUUCCACUUUUGCCUGAGUCGUCCUUGAAGAUUUUGAAUGAUCUCUGCUAUUCUGAUGUUAUUGGUCAUGAUGGAAAAGUUAUCCGUGACAUUGAACGUGUGACUCAAGGCCUUGGUGCUAUCUGGAGUUUAAUUUUGGGGUGUCCACAAAAUCGCCAAGCCUGCUUGGGAAUAGCAUUGAAGUGUGCUGUCCACCCACAGGAUGAGAUUCGAGCUAAAGCUAUUCGGCUGGUUACAAACAAGCUCUUUCAGCUUAGUUACAUAUCAGGAGAUGUUGAAAAGUUUGCAACAAAGAUGCUGCUUUCUGCUGUAGAACAUGAAGUUUCAGAUACGGGUCUUUUGCAACCUGGACCUGGACCUACUGAACAUAGAGCUGAGGCAGAGGUUGAAGGCCCUGAAAUAAGUACUUCCGAGGUUUCAGAGUCUACAAUUUCUGAAGAUGAAUCUGCUAGAAGGGCUAAACCAUUGAUUCAAAAUGUUCCAUCUAUAUCAUUUUCUGAAGCUCAACGUCUCAUUUCUUUGUUUUUUGCCUUAUGUACUAAGAAACCCGGUCUUCUUCAGAUUGUAUUUAAUGUGUACGGGCAAGCCCCGAAAAUUGUUAAACAGGCUUUUCAUCGCCACAUUCCUAUUGUUGUCAGGGCACUUGGGCAAUCUUAUUCUGAACUGCUCCGUAUCAUAUCUGAUCCACCUCAAGGAAGUGAAAAUCUUCUGACACUGGUACUGCAAAUAUUGACUCAGGACACGUCGCCAUCUUCUGAUUUAAUAUCUACGGUUAAACGUUUGUAUGAAACAAAAUUUAGAGAUGUUACAAUUCUUGUUCCAUUAUUGUCUUCGCUUUCCAAACAGGAGGUUUUACCAAUAUUCCCAAGGCUUGUUGGUCUUCCAUUGGAAAAGUUUCAAAGAGCACUUGCUCACAUACUACAGGGUUCAGCUCAUACAGGUCCAGCUUUAACUCCUGUAGAAGUGUUGGUUGCAAUGCAUGGAAUUGUUCCGGAGAAGGAUGGCCUUGCACUUAAGAAGAUAACAGAUGCUUGCUCGGCUUGUUUUGAGCAACGUACUGUGUUCACACAACAGGUUCUAGCAAAGGCAUUGAACCAAAUGGUUGAUCAAACUCCUCUGCCUCUACUUUUCAUGAGAACAGUUAUUCAGGCAAUUGAUGCUUUUCCUGCACUGGUUGAUUUUGUUAUGGAGAUACUCUCAAAACUUGUGACAAGACAGGUGUGGCGUAUGCCUAAACUUUGGGUUGGUUUCUUAAAAUGUGUAUAUCAGACACAGCCACGUUCUUUUCAUGUUCUAUUGCAGUUGCCACCUCAACAACUUGAAAGUGCACUCAACAGGCAUGCUAAUCUCAGAGGUCCCCUUGCUUCAUAUGCCAGUCAACCAACUAUAAAAUCAACACUUAGUAGAUCAAUUUUAGCAGUUCUUGGUCUUGCAAAUGAAACUCAUGUGCAGCAAAAUUUGUCAACUUCGUUGCACCCUUCUGACACAAGUUCAUCAGUUCAUGGAGCAACACUUACGUGAUGGUUAAGUUACUGACUACAGGAAAUUAGUAACUGGGCCAAUUGAUAAUUGUUGUCGAUAAGAUUGAUCGACUUCUGGAUUUCUUGGCAUCCAAAGAUGCAGAGAAACAAAUUUAUACGGCGUCUUGGAGCCCCAAAUGCAGCCUUUUCAGAGUCUGUGACCAUCCCGACAUUGGGGCAUGCACCCGAUCAUAUCUUAGUUUCCAUGAAAUCCACCGCGCCUUCUAGGAAAUGUAUCAUAGUUUUCUUUUUGUGUUUAUUUUAUUUUUUUCAUUGUAAUAUUAUUCAUUCAAUUUUGAUGUUAUAUUCCUGCCUUUUCUGGGGUAAGAACUAUGGACUAUCCUCGUGUAUGUGAUUGCAUAGUCAUCACCAUAGUCCUCUCCAGACGCUAUGAUAAUGCUAAAAAUGAAAUCAUGUCUCUGAAACCCCUUUUCUACCGUCCAUUCCUCGCUUCGGGAAGACUUCCUAAAGAGAAAAUUAUACCAUGGACUAGUCAGAUCAGAUUAUUCCAAAAUUCAAACACUAAACAUGUAGGCUUUCUAUAAAAAUACCAAAACUAUUUAUGUGAUGAUUAUACUAAGGGUGAAAUUGUUGACACGUCAUUUUCAUGUGAUACA
Messenger RNA from Vigna angularis (adzuki bean), 4858 nucleotides. RefSeq lists its product as uncharacterized. Lineage: Eukaryota; Viridiplantae; Streptophyta; Magnoliopsida; Fabales; Fabaceae. The record is from RefSeq and is a predicted model, not a curated record. The transcript has 27 exons. The coding region runs from base 217 to 4242 and encodes 1341 amino acids.